GGGCUCUGGCCCGAGGUGCAGGACACCUGCACCUCGCUGGGUUUGAUGCUGUCGAUCGUGCUGUCCGUGGCGCUGGCCCGCGGGGUCCUCCAGCGGCACGUGCAUCGGCCUUCGGCCCACGCCUUCGUCUUGGAGUUUCUGGCCACCUUCCAACUCUGCUUCUGCACCCUUGAGCUGCAGCUGCUGGGCGAGCAGGAACCCGCGCACCCCACCUGGUCGCUGACGCUAACCUACUUCUUCUCGUUGGUGCAUGGCCUGACUCUGGUGGGCACGGCCAGCAACCCGUGCGGUGUGAUGAUGCAGAUGAUGCUGGGGGGAAUGUCCCCCGAGACGGGGGCGGUGAGGCUGUUGGCUCAGCUGAUGGCUGCUCUGGGCAGCAGGUACUGUAUAGGCGCCCUGUGGAGCCUGGGACUGACCAGGUAUCACGUCGGUGAGAGGAGCUUCGCUUGCAGGAACCCCAUGCACGUCGACUUGCCCAAAGCUGUCGUCGUAGAGGCCAUCUGCUCCUUUAUCUUCCACAGUGCCCUGCUGCACUUCCAGGAGGUCGGAACCAAGCUUCGUAUCCACAUGCUGGCAGCACUCAUCACCUUUUUGGUCUAUGCAGGAGGAAGUCUAACAGGAGCUAUAUUUAAUCCAGCUUUGGCACUUUCACUACAUUUCAAGUGUUUCGAUGAAGAUUUCCUUCAAUUUUUUAUAGUAUAUUGGCUGGCUCCUUCUUUAGGUAUAUUGUUGAUGAUUUUGACAUUCAGCUUGUUCCUUCCAUGGCUGUAUAACAACCAUACAACUAACAAGAAGGAGUAACUGUUCCAAAAGACUCAGACUAAGUCACAAGACAGUCUAGUUGGACGUUAUAAAGACUUUGUCUCCUCAGAUUCAGCACACUGGCUGCACUGGAUUCAUCAAUGUCACUUCCUUUGAGGAAGCUGCCUUAGUUUUCAUCACUGGGACUUAAAAAAUUACCAUGAAAAUGAGGCAUCCUGUAUUUCUCAGUUAAGACUUGUUCUUUUGAGUGUGUAUUAAAUGCUGCUAGCAGAGACUCACUACAUUAACUAUAAAUCAAGUGAUAAUUGUUCAUUUUGGUGAGGAAAAAAAAAUGAGUACAGGGUGAGAAAGCAAGGGAAGGUGAUGGGAGGCCCAAAGAAAGUGUGUAUAUCAAGUGUCUCCUGAAUGAACAGGAUUUUAACCACAGUACCAGUCAUGCUCUCAGACCUGGAGAGGAUACUUUUCAGCCAGUACCUCACACAGUGAUACCCAGUGUCAUCUUUCAAUAGGAAAGUUGCUUUUGGAAGCAGAUUAUAUACCCACUCAUAUUCCCAGGGUUUCCUAAAUUUUAAGUAUAUUCUAAUCUAAACUAUUUUCUCUAAACAGAGAAAGCAGCUCACUAGCUUUAGGCAAGUUGUUAUUCUUUAAUAGUAUACUGUAUGACACAAAGCACCCAUACAAAGUCAAGAUGUAACCUUUUCACACUCUCAUUUGAUCCUAAUCAAAGUAGGUAGGGCAUGUAUUUUUAAUCUGUUUUACAGAUAAGGAAACUAAGUCUAGGGAGUGUUGCGGCCCUGCCCAAGUUCAAAUACAGUCAAACACCAUCUUGAGGACUUCUACUUUAAUACAAAAAAUAUUCUCAGUCAUCAGUAUGACUAAAGGAAAAUGAAGAUUUUGAAGAAACAUUAAAUAUUUUAUAACAGUAAAAUUUGUUUAGGAAUUAACUAGCCUUUUUUUUUUUUUUAAGGCUUAAAGAACCUUCAAAAUUUCCCCUAUUUCUUUUAUUGUAUGAGGUCUACUUUAAUGGAAGUUCUGGCCAUAAAAGGUUAGGUGUGUUUCUCUUCAAAAGCAAUUCCGUUAUCAGGGUUAGAACUGAAGUAAACAAAUAUGGGGUGAAAUAAAAUCUGUUUGAGCAGUAAUCAAUUAGGCAAGUGACAAACUGCCAGGUACUUCAAGUGCUGCUUGGUGAUCAGCUUGUACAGUCCCUCUUUACACCUGCAGACUGAACUAUGGCAAGGCAGCCAGCCAGCCAGUUUGACAACCGUGGACUCACACACCUUAGUAGCUUUUUUUUUUUUUAAAUAUAUUUCUUUACUGAUU
Myotis davidii is the source of this 2082-nucleotide messenger RNA. RefSeq names its product aquaporin 11 (gene AQP11). The annotation marks the transcript as partial. Gene Ontology annotation, cellular component: membrane; cytoplasm. NCBI's taxonomy places the organism in Eukaryota, Metazoa, Chordata, Mammalia, Chiroptera, Vespertilionidae. Gene Ontology annotation, biological process: transmembrane transport. Gene Ontology annotation, molecular function: channel activity. The transcript has 3 exons. The record is from RefSeq and is a predicted model, not a curated record.